GCCAACCAACAACCGAGCUCCCAGCGACAAGCUGUCGCCACCCACGGGCCACCCAUCCAUCCCAGUUCCCGUUCCCACCGGCCAUCUCCCACCUUCCCCAACACCCCCCGCCUGCCUGCCUGCCUGCCAACCUCCACAUCCACACAUCUACACAACGAAAGGACAGGAAAGGACAGGAAAAUAAAGAAGCCAUGUCCGAAGCCUACGAACGAGAACGGUUCCUCCCCCUUCCCCUCCCUUUGGCCCCUUUUACCAAUGAGGUGUUUUCGUCCUUCAACACGUCGCUGAAGAACUCGGUGGGGCGCGUGCGGUUGAUGGCGCAGAGCGGCGGGAAGAUGUCGACCAUCCGCAUGGCCGCGAUGAUGGUCGGUGCCGUGGUGGUGCUGUACUUGGUUUGGGGGUGGUUGUUUGGCUAGGCUAGGCUACUAUAGGCGGAGUGUACUCAACGAGCGAGCGAGGGCGUUACGGGGUCUGAUUCUGGUUUGGUGCUUGAUGUGUGGCUAUUUAUGUUCGGGUUGUACUUGCGAUGGCGAUGGCUUUUUAGAGCUGUGUUUUGUUUUACUUGCGUUUAGCCCCACGCGGUCUGCAAUUUUGCAGGCGGAGGAAGGAUUGUAUCAACACAUGCGCGCGAAUACAAGAAUAAGAAUAAGAAUAUAGGGAU
Molecule: messenger RNA, 661 nt
Organism: Tricharina praecox
Lineage: Eukaryota; Fungi; Ascomycota; Pezizomycetes; Pezizales; Pyronemataceae
Exons: 2
Coding region: 192-416 (74 amino acids)
Source: RefSeq, a predicted model, not a curated record